AAGCGCCACUUAGCCUCUUCUGGCAAGCCUCAUCUUAAAAUUGGCGAGCCAAACUAUCAUUCCGCCGCUCAAGACCCAUCCUGUGGCUCUCCCUCUUCCCCGACCGAAAAGUUUCCACACUCCUCCAGUGUCAGCCAGUCCAAUCACGUCAGACGAAUUACUUCUGCUUCAGCAUCCACAGCUGAUAUUAAUUCCGGAAAGUUGAGUAUCAUUUACCGCAAGCCGAGCUUUGGUUAUGUCAGGCGGUCCUUCGGCCAGGGCUAUUCUUUGUUGUAUCAAGUGAGAAGUUUAUGUGCCCGCAUCGACUGGGCCUGGCUCACAUUGCUGCUUAUAACCCUGGUUUUUAUAGUAUGCCUUUGGACGAUACACCUUCGUUUUGGCGUAUUAGACAAUCUGGCUAAGCAACUACUCGCCCACGAUUCCCGUAUCUCUGCUGCUAAACGUUGGGGCCCCACCGAUGGAUGUAAUAUUUCGCCUAGUCAAUGCACCUCUUCUUUGUUUUCGUCACUUGCUCGUUUAGCUCCAGACGCAACAGACUAUCCUCCUGUUCACCCCCUUCCUUCUGCAUCCAAUCAUCGGCACUACCAAGGCCUUCGAAAUCAGGAGAAACAUCAAUCUAUAAAACCUUCAUUUCCGUCCAAGGCAGCUAUCGAGCCUUCUAUACUCGAGUCCCUCCUUUUCCAGAAUUCCGGCAAACUCGAUCUUUUGCUGGCUGAUCUCGGCCAAUUGCACAUGGAAUUUUCAGGCCACCCAAUUCUGAAAAAUUGUCCGAGUUUGCCUAUUUUUCGCGGCUUGAAUGAUAAGUCGCCAGAAUACGCAGAAGCUGUCCUAAAAUCCUCUAGGCCAGACGCGGCUGUAUAUUCUGAUUUUGAAGAAAUGAGUCGUCUCCUCAUUGAGGUGUGA
Molecule: messenger RNA, 903 nt
Organism: Protopolystoma xenopodis
Lineage: Eukaryota; Metazoa; Platyhelminthes; Monogenea; Polystomatidea; Polystomatidae
Source: the annotation of a GenBank genome assembly